AUGAGCAAAACUGAAAAACCUCUUUCCACUCUUUGGGGUUGUGAACUCAAUGAAUCGAAUAAAGAGGAAUCGUUCAAGACGGAUGAUACAAACCAUCAACACCAGCUGGCGCUUAGAACAAUGUGUCUGGGUCACACUGCCAAAGAUGAGUUCAAUAUUGUGGAGCUGGUCACUGGUGAGGGCAACAGCAAGGCGAAAGCUGUUCCCAUAGCAACACUACAUGCGAAAUCCAUGCCAACGGUCAAUCUGUCUGGUUUGGAUCUUCAUCCACCUGUGACCUUUCGCCUUAAGCAUGGCUCUGGGCCUGUGUAUGUGGGAGCUGAACAUGUGGCCUUGGAGGAGUAUUCUGAUGAUGAAGAGCUGGAUGAAGAAAUGGAUGAGGAAGUAGAAGAGGAGGAAGACAUUGAAGAAUCACCAGUAAAGAAAGUCAUAAAAAAUGGUGCUGGCAAAAGAAAGAAACCAGAAAAGGCAGAAGAUGAGGAAGUCUCAGAUGGUGAAAAUCCACCUAAAAAGGGUAAAGGAAGGGGACGGAAGGCAAAGGUGUGA
Myxocyprinus asiaticus (Chinese sucker) is the source of this 546-nucleotide messenger RNA. It is a transcript of the gene npm2b, whose product is annotated as nucleophosmin/nucleoplasmin, 2b. The record is from RefSeq and is a predicted model, not a curated record. The transcript is spliced from 8 exons. Gene Ontology annotation, biological process: positive regulation of DNA replication; chromatin remodeling. Gene Ontology annotation, cellular component: cytoplasm; nucleolus; nucleoplasm. Gene Ontology annotation, molecular function: chromatin binding; histone binding; RNA binding. NCBI's taxonomy places the organism in Eukaryota, Metazoa, Chordata, Actinopteri, Cypriniformes, Catostomidae. The coding region runs from base 1 to 546 and encodes 181 amino acids.